GCUGGAGUCCGGCGCAUGCGCACUGACAGCCUGGUCCAGCUGCUGGGCUGUGCGCAGGCGCGGUGCGGCGCCCGCGGGAACCCAGUGGUGGUUUGACGUUGGCCUCAGAAAUGUGUGGAUGACGGUGGCUGGGCUGACCCGCAGGAUUGGUCCAGUGAGGAGAGUACGUCGUGAGGAAACGUCCAGGUUUUACGAAACGCAUCCCCGUGGACUUCCCAGACUAGAGGACUCGCCUCACAGAAAGCUCAGUACCAGGGGUUCAGGGGACCAAGGGGACGACCUCGGAUACAACCGCGACCACGCAUGGUGUUUGGAGCCGAAGGCUCGCCCAUUCCUCCAUUGCGCCAAUAGGCGGCGCAAUAGGGCGGUGGGAGACUGUGCAUGCGCAGUUGGCGGACAUUGCCGCAAACAACGCUGGCAGCUACCUCGGGUCUCUCGCGACAGCAUGAAGGCAGGUGAGGACGCCAGAGGAGCGCACAGCGAGAAGCCGAAGAAGCUAGGUCUCUGCGUCCUCUGUGGACUGCCCGCAGCAGGAAAGUCGACCUUCGCGCGUGCCCUCAGCCACAGUCUACGGCAGGAGAGGAGCUGGGCCGUGGGCGUCGUCGCCUAUGAUGACGUCAUGCCAGACGCGUUCCUAGAGGAGGCGAGCGCUCGCCCGUUGCCAUCCCAGUGGAAAUCGCUUCGCCAGGAACUGUUGAAGUACCUUGAAUACUUCUUUCUGGCUGUCAUUAACGGGUGUCAGAUGUCUGCCCCACCCAGCAGGACUGAAGCCAUGUGGGAGGAUUUUCUAACCUGCUUGAAGGAUCAAGAUCUGAUAUCUUCUUCAGCACUUGAGGCCCAGUCUCACUAUCUCUUAACGAAGACUGCUGUUUCUAGACCUCUGCUUUUGAUUUUAGAUGACAACUUUUAUUAUCAAAGUAUGAGAUAUCAAGUCUAUCAGCUGGCUCGGAAAUAUUCAUUAGGCUUCUGCCAGCUCUUUUUAGAGUGUUCUCUCGAGACCUGUCUACAGAGGAAUGGCCAGAGACCACUUCCAGUGCCUGCCGAGACCAUCCACCUGAUGGGAAGCAAGAUAGAAAAGCCCAACCCUGAGAAAAAUGCUUGGGAACACAACAGCCUCACAAUUCAGAGCCCAGCAUGUGCUUCAGAGGCCAGACUGAAAUUGACUGAUUUACUGCUUACGGCUUUGGAAAAUCCAAUAAAAUACGUGGAGGAGAAUGUGGAACAAAAGGAAACAGACAGAAUUAUUUGUUCAACUAACAUUCUUCAUCAAGCUGAUCAGACCCUCCGAAGAAUUGUCUCUCAGACAAUGAAGGAAGCGAAAGGUGAACAGGUGUUUCCGUACAACUUGAAACUUCUAGCCGAAGAACUUAACAAGCUCAAAGCAGAGUUUUUGGAAGACCUAAGACAAGGAAACAAAAAAUACCUGUGCUUUCAACAAACCAUGGGCUUAUCAGAUGUUAUUUCUUUUUUUCAUUAUGAGAAAGAUAACAUUGUACGGAAGUAUUUUUCAAAGCAGCAUUAAAACUUGAUUUCCAAUCAAACCCAUUUUGGUUACGAUUCUGCAAACUAAUUUAAACAAGUCUGUAUUACUGGAUGUUUUCUAGGCCAAUGAUGUGAAUUGCCAAAGGGGGGGAAAAAAAAAAUCAGUCCAUUCUAAAAGAUCCAUUUGUCAUAACAGAAACUACUUCAGUCAGUCACUUGUCAGAUGUGACAUGGAUAAUUAAGCAUCAGAGGAAGACUUCCUCAUUUAUGUACCAGAACAGUUGUGGGGGGGGCAGGGGUCACACCUUAAAUAAAGAGAAGAAAUUAGGAAGGAGACAAGAUGCUCAUCACGGAACUGUUUUUGCUUUUAACUCAUGCAACAUCUUCUCAUGGGUAAGGCACUCUACAAAUCCAAACCAAGGUAGCCAUAAAAUCUUCAAAAAUAAAAAAAAAAAAAAAUGAACAUUUUACACACUGGAAAAUUAUUUAAAAAACUAAUUGGAUCCUAGUUUUCAAAAAAGAAAAAUCGAGAUCAUUAGAAAGUGUUAUUUUUUAUUCAUAUAUUACAAAAGCAAAGCUUCAUUCACAAUAUGAACUACAUACUAGAUAGAGUUAUUUCAGCAUUAAACUGCUUUCUGGAAUCCCUAAACAAUAGUGUGUUUUGCAACCAUACUCAAGUUUUAUGUUUUACAUACAAAAUAUGUUCUUGACAUCAAAGUACAUAUUAACAAAACCAAGUUCUAGAAACCAUAUACCCUCUAAGACUACUUAAUGCAAAGUCCUUAGCAGGGAAUUUUUUAAAAAAUAAUAUAUCCAUUUGAUAAAUAUUUUUGUAGAACUUAAAUGAAGUUUAUCUCUGAACAUUUUUUUAGUAAUAUUCCCUUUGUCAAACAGUUCUGCAGAUGAAUGGCAAACACUUAUUUCUAAAAUGAAAUAGCACUGGAAAAUAUCCAGUGAAAUUUUUUCAAAGUAAAAGUCUAGCCUUUACUUGAAUUUCAAGAAGUUGUAGCUACAUACUAUAUUCAUAAAAUCUGAAAUAAAGUUACUCCUUGUUAAUCUCUUCACAGUUUCUUAAAAAAAUAUUAGUGGAGAUAAAGUAUCUACCAACUUUAAAAAUCUAAACUUAUGUUCACUGAACAAAAAUAAAUUUAGUUUCAGAACAUUGCCUGUUAACAGCAAAGUAUUAUAAAUAGUGCAUGUUAAACUUUUCUGAACUCAUUUCUAUAAAAUAUUUGAUUAAAAAUAAAAUGGGAGAAACAUAUUCAAUACUUAAUAGAAGAUACUAACAUCUUUCCAAUACAGAAUUUAACUCACAAAAAACUUAAAUAAAAUCCUAAAUAUUUUUAAAAAUACAAUACUAAAAAAGUGUCUAAGGUAGAUUUGCUUCAAAAACUUUAGUGCAUUUAGAAUUAACUACAGCUUUCAAGCAUCGGUACCUUUGGAAUACAACUGUGCUCUUUAAGUCCUAGGAAUUGUAAAAUUAUACAUUCUAGUUUGCAAUUGUGAAAAAAAAUCUGUUUGAACUAAAAUGUACUUUCAAAACAUCUCUCCUUAGUUGUCAGAAAAAAAUGUAUUUGUCGGGCUUCCCUGGUGGCGCAGUGGUUGAGAAUCUGCCUGCCAAUGCAGGGGACGCGGGUUCGAGCCCUGGUCUGGGAAGAUCCCACAUGCCGCGGAGCAACUCGGCCCGUGAGCCACAACUACUGAGCCUGCGCGUCUGGAGCCUGUGCUCGGCAACGAGAGGCCGCGAUAGUGAGAGGCCCGCGCUCCGCGAUCAAGAGUGGCCCCCGCUUGCCACAACUAGAGAAAGCCCUUGCACAGAAACGAAGACCCAACACAGCCAUACAUACAUAAAUAAAAAGAACGUAAGCAGACAAGAAUAUCAUUAAAAAAAAAAUUU
Messenger RNA from Balaenoptera acutorostrata (minke whale), 3379 nucleotides. RefSeq names its product phosphoseryl-tRNA kinase (gene PSTK). Gene Ontology annotation, molecular function: kinase activity; tRNA binding; methionine adenosyltransferase activity. NCBI's taxonomy places the organism in Eukaryota, Metazoa, Chordata, Mammalia, Artiodactyla, Balaenopteridae. The record is from RefSeq and is a predicted model, not a curated record. The coding region runs from base 119 to 1522 and encodes 467 amino acids. Gene Ontology annotation, biological process: S-adenosylmethionine biosynthetic process. The transcript is spliced from 7 exons.